Cryptomeria japonica (Japanese cedar) is the source of this 1355-nucleotide messenger RNA. RefSeq names its product anthocyanin regulatory R-S protein. NCBI's taxonomy places the organism in Eukaryota, Viridiplantae, Streptophyta, Pinopsida, Cupressales, Cupressaceae. Bases 543 to 1166 code for a protein of 207 amino acids. The transcript has 3 exons. Gene Ontology annotation, molecular function: protein dimerization activity. The record is from RefSeq and is a predicted model, not a curated record.
GUCUUGGUCAAGCAAAAGCAUGGCUUGGUCGCACAUUAGCAAAUUGCAUGAUAAUUUUGAUGACCUUAAAUAAGCGGUUUGGAUAUAGGCGAUCAAGGUUCGAAUCCUGCUGCCUUGCUCAUCUCAAUAUCAAUUAUAGGCGAUGGCAAAAUACCAUGAUGAAUUCAAUGCUAGCUUGGAUCUUGAUUCUCUUGUUAUAGUUAGCGAAAAUGCUUGCACUGGAAUGGACGACGCGGUUGAAUUUAAGGUUCCUCUUACUGUGGACGAUGUGGUGGAAUUUGAGGCCUCACCUUACGCUGCUACUGAAGCUUCCUGGCGUUUGAGCUUCUCAGGGGAUUUACACAAUGCGGAGAGAUUUAAUCAACUGGCGGUUAAUUCCUUGCCCUAUUACCAGCACAAUGUUUGCACGCAGAGUGCCUUCUGCAAAUACACUAAAGCUAAUUCAAUGGCCGUUGUAAAUUCUUUCAGAACUGGUCAGAUUUUGCUCAAGAGAUGUUUUAGGUUUUCUCAGAAAAAUCGAGAAGAGGAAUUUGACAACGCAGAUGUCCAUGCAAACUGUCCCUGCUCCUCCUUAUCAACACCAGCAAGCAAAAUCAGGGUUUCGGAACAAAUCGACAUUUGAUCACAUGUUAGCCGAGCGGAACAGGAGGAUCAAAUUGAGGCAGCACUUCUCAGAUCUUUGUUCUUUCUUGCCUCAAAUUUCUAAGAAAGAUAAGCAUUCAAUACUGGCAAAUACCACAAACUAUCUGAAGGAAUUAAAGCUUCGUGUUGCUGAGCUCGAACAAGAAAAUCAAAUAUUGCAGGAAUUGGUUUUCCCAAAUCAAGAGGAAGGAAGUCGCGGGUUCGAAUCAGCGGACCAACCAUAUGAUUUAAAGGACACAUUCAUUUAUAGAAGCAAUGAAGUAACUUUGGAGAAAUGCAAGGAGAUCCCCUGCCAAGUAAACAUGAAAGUAAGUUUACAGAAAGAUCAGUAUUCCUGGCCAACAAGUCUGCUGAUCAAGCAACUAGAUCUGAUGAAAAGAAAGCAACUGGAAGUCCUCUCAUUCCAAACACAUACAGAGCCAUUUCAAUUUUGCUCCAGCAUUCUUCUGAGACCCGAUGGUGAGGCCUGGAAUGUUUCUCAGUGGCAAAAUUUUGGCACAACAGUGAGAGAGUCCCUCUUAUGAGGAGCCAUGAAUGUAAGCAGGGAAAGAAAUAUUUUUCUGGGUUGACAUUUAGUAAUCCCCAUGCUAUUUACUUUCAUGGCUCAGAGCUGAAGAUCUUCAGGAAAUAAAUUUAUGUGACUGGCAUUAAAAAUCUGCCCACGAAAGCCAGUGGAGCAAAUCAAGUUUUCCAUUCUGGGAACAUAUUCCUCA